GGGACCAAUAGGGACAGUCCUCCAUAGUUGACACCAAGCUAGCUACAGCUAGACACCCUGGACUCAAGAACCAGCAUCAAGAUGCCUACUAGAUCAAACAACACCAGUAGCAUGCCUGCAUCACACAAACCAAUGACUAAGUCAAAGUUGGUGCCUGUUCCCAAAGAGAUUCUCCCUGUCUAUGACACGAACUCCCCAGAGCCCACAACCAGAACCGACCUUCUGAAAUAUUGGAUCAACCUCUCCCUUGAUGAAAAGACAGCCAAUAAGGCGCUUUGGAUCUCAGAGGGCGGGGCCAAGGUAUCUCGCAUGACUGAUGAGGUCUUGUGCCCGGUGCUGGACAGACCCGAGAGAUACGAACACUCUCCACAGGUGCUCUGUAAGGAGGAAAUCUUCGGAUUCCGGGGCUACUGGGAAGUGGAGUACGCUGGGUGGGUGGUCGUCGGAGUCACGUCCGAAGGAGCUCCGAGGCGCAGCAGGGAUGGAAGCUGUGGCCUUGGGGAGAAUGAGGAGUCCUGUGGUCUGACCUGGGCUGGCUCCCACUACCAGCUGUGGUUCAAAGGGAUCAACAAAGAAAUCCGGAAGGUUCCUCAGUCCUUAACCAUCGGGGUAUAUUUGGACCAGCCGGCCGGUUUCGUCUGCUUCUACUCCGUAAAGGAAGUAAUGGAAGGAGAGGAGGGCACAGGAAGGAAGGAAGUCAAGCUGUUGGGGAGGGAGAAGUUCUCCCUCAAGGAGAACAUGCUGCCUGGUUUCUGGGUGGGACCAAACUCAUCUUGCUCAAUAGUGAAGAGAAAGGAGUAAAAAAAAAAAAAGCAUAAAUGUGAUUGUUGUUUUGUUUAAUGGUAAGAUCGGAAACAAAUAUUUAAGAUAUUGUAUAUUUCAGUAGCGUGGUUGAACGUGAUAAAAGCAGACAGCUUUUGAAGGAAACUCUAGCUAAGUUUGAGUGAAGCUGUUAUUCAGUAAACAUUUGUAUAUUUCAGUUGUGUGGUUGAACGUGAUAAAAGCAGACAGCAUUUUAAGGAAACUAGCUAAGGUUGAGUGACACUGUUACUCAGUAAACAUUUGUAAUGGUACAUGAAAGGUUUUAUUUAAUUGAUGUAGACUUAUUGAAUUAUACACGUAUGUUAAAAUAAAUAUUUAUGUUAUAUAUAUAUAAUAUUAUUUUUUAUUCAGUUAGCAAUUACUUCUCGUGACCAGGGGCACUGGGAAGUUUUGGGUCCCUUGGGAAAUCAGUCAUUGGUUAAAUGGUAGCACUUGGUAUACCAUCCAGGCAGUGUGGGUCCUCUUCCCAAAAGGGGCCCCUUUAUAUGAGAUUUAUAUUUUUUGUAUGGUUUGAAUAAUGUCUAAUGUAAAACACAUUGAAAUGUUUAUUGUAAUGGAUUUACUAAAUA
Hypomesus transpacificus is the source of this 1391-nucleotide messenger RNA. Its product is annotated as stonustoxin subunit beta-like. The transcript has 5 exons. The record is from RefSeq and is a predicted model, not a curated record. Lineage: Eukaryota; Metazoa; Chordata; Actinopteri; Osmeriformes; Osmeridae. The coding region runs from base 82 to 801 and encodes 239 amino acids.